Anolis carolinensis (green anole) is the source of this 3287-nucleotide messenger RNA. RefSeq names its product SMG8 nonsense mediated mRNA decay factor (gene smg8). NCBI's taxonomy places the organism in Eukaryota, Metazoa, Chordata, Lepidosauria, Squamata, Anolidae. The record is from RefSeq and is a predicted model, not a curated record. Gene Ontology annotation, biological process: nuclear-transcribed mRNA catabolic process, nonsense-mediated decay. The transcript has 5 exons. Bases 1 to 2946 code for a protein of 981 amino acids.
AUGGUGGUGUUGGCGGCGGCGUCGUCGUCGUGGUCGGGCCCGGUGGGCUUGCAGGAGCUGCUGGUGCUGGGCGGCAAGGGCGGCGGCGAGGGGAAGGAGGAGGAGGAGGAGGUGUGCGUGGUGGGCGUCUUCGGCAAGAGCGCCCUGCAGCUCAGCUCCGAGAAGGCGGCGCUGGUGAACACCGUCUGCGACAGGCAGAUCUUCCCGCUCUUCCAGGGCCAGGCCAGAGCGCCCCCUGAAGGCGGGGCAGAGCACAAAGAGGAGACUUCUUCCUCCUCUUCCUCCUCCUCCUCCUCCUCUUCCUCCUUCUCUGCUUCCUCUUCCUCCUCCUCCUCCUCGCAGGGCGACUACAACCUCCUCCAGGCCUACUACAGCCAGGACUGCAAGGUGCUCUACCUGGUGCUGACUUCCAUCUGCGACAGCCACCAGCUCCUCCAAGCCUGCAAGGAUCUGGAGGGCCGGGCGCCCGGGGCCGGGCUGGGUGCCCACCCGCCCCACGCCGAGGCCCACGAGUUCUGGAAGCACCAGGAGAAGCUGCACUGCCUCAGCCUGCUCUACCUCUUCUCCGUCUGCCACAUCCUGCUCAUGGUGCACCCCACUUGCUCCUUCGACAUCACCUACGACCGCGUCUUCCGCGCCCUGGACGGCCUGCGACAGAAGGUGCUGCCCUCCCUCAAGGCCGCCAUCAAGGACUGCCCCGUCGGGAAGGACUGGAAGCUCAACUGCCGGCCCUGCCCGCCACGCCUCCUCUUCCUCUUCCAGCUCAACGGGGCCCUCAAGGUGGAGCCGCCGCCGGGCCGAGGGCAGGAGAUGUGCAGCCACCCGGAGAAGCCCCCGCCAAAGAAGCACUCCCCCAAGCGCCGUCUCCAGCACGCCUUGGAGGACCAGAUCUAUCGUAUCUUCCGCAAGAGCCGGGUGCUGACCAACCAGAGUAUCAACUGCCUCUUCACCGUCCCAGCCAACCAAGCUUUUGUCUAUAUUGUUGCCGGAGGAGCCCAAGAAGGGGACGACCCCAUUGCGGUGUUGCUGGACCAGCUGAGGAGCAACUGCACCACCCGGGAGAGCGAAUCCUCCUCCCUGCUCGCCGGGCCGAGGAGGUACCACAUGAUGAGGCACGGGAGGCAGCAGUUGUCCUUCCACGUCGAGAGCAGCAGCAGCAACAGCUCCUCCGGACAGCUGGUGGACUGCACCUUGAAAGAAUUUCUCUUCCAACACGUGGAACUGGUCCUUGGCAAGAAAGGCUUCGAUGACAGCGUGGGGAGGAAUCCCCAGCCAUCCCACUUUGAGCUGCCGACCUACCAGAAGUGGGUGGCCACGGCACUGAAGUUGUACGAAGUGGCCAUCGAAGGCAAGGACAGUGGCGACGCUUCUUCUCUCACUGGGGAGCUGACAUCCAAGAUCAUGGGGAGCAUCAAAGUCUUGGAAGGCUACCUCGACAUUGACACCAAGUUCUCCGAGAACCGGUGCCAGAAGGCUCUCCCGAUGGCUCACAGCGCCUACCAAUCCAACCUGCCUCACAACUAUACCAUGACGGUCCACAAGAACCAGCUGGCACAGGCCUUGCGGGUGUACAGCCAACACGCCCGGGGUCCAGCUUUUCACAAGUAUGCCCUCCAACUACAUGAAGAUUGCUACAAGUUUUGGAGCAACGGGCACCAGCUGUGUGAAGAAAGGAGCCUAACGGAUCAGCACUGUGUACAUAAGUUUCACUUGUUGCCCAAAUCGGGAGAAAAACCUGAGCCUGAUAGAAACCCUCCAGUGUUGUAUCACAACAGCCGGGCUCGCUCCACUGGCGCCUGCAACUGUGGGAGGAAGCAAGCACCCCGGGAUGACCCUUUUGACAUCAAAGCAGCAAAUUAUGAUUUCUACCAGCUCUUAGAAGAGAAAUGCUGUGGGAAACUGGACCACGUCAACUUUCCCAUCUUUCAGCCAAGCACACCGGAUCCAGCGCCAGCCAAAAAUGAGGUGUCUCCCAGCCCUCCUGAAGGGGAAGCUGAGAAACUAAAGGAAAAGGAGCCACAGACUCAGGGGGAAAGCACCAGUCUGAGCUUAGCUCUCAGUUUGGGCCAGUCCACAGAUAGUUUGGGGACCUAUCCUGCAGACCCACAAGGAGGAGGGAACAAUACAGAGGCUCAUGGGCAAGCAGCAGACUCUAAAGGGGAGAAGAGACCGAGCUUGGUAGACCGCCAGGCCUCGACUGUCGAGUAUCUGCCUGGGAUGCUUCACUCCAAUUGCCCCAAGGGCCUUCUGCCCAAGUUUUCCAGUUGGUCCCUGGUGAAGCUUGGUCCGGCCAAGGCAUACAACUUUCACUCCGGCUUAGACCAACAAGGCUUCAUUCUAGGAACAAACUACUUAAUGCCUUGGGACAUUGUCAUCCGGACACGGACUGAAGAGGAAGGGGACCUGGAUACGAAUUCCUGGCCGGCUCCCAACAAGGCUGUCCCAGGAAAAAGGAGCUCGGUUGUCAUGGGACGAGGGAGGCGGCGGGACGACGUGGCUCGGGCCUUUGUGGGCUUUGAGUAUGAAGACGCCCGCGGCCGGAGGUUCAUGUGUUCGGGACCCGAGAAGAUCAUGAAGGUGAUGGGAGGAGGGCCAAAGGAAUCGGCCCUCAAAGCCCUCAAUUCCGACAUGCCCCUGUAUAUCCUGUCGUCGAAUCCUGGACGAGGGCUGAAGCCGCACUAUGCUCAGCUGAUGAGGCUCUUUGUGGUUGUUCCUGAUGCUCCACUCCAGAUCACACUUACGCCACAGGUCCAACCAGGGCCACCUCCUUGUCCUGUUUUCUAUCCCGAGAAACAAGAAAUAACUCUUCCGCCUGAUGGACUCUGGGUCCUCCGAUUCCCUUAUGCUUACGUGACUGAACGUGGGCCUUGCUUCCCUCCAAAAGAAAACCAGCAGCUGAUGAGUUACAAAGUCAUACGAGGAAUACUCAAGGCCGUCAUACAAUAGGACUUACUGCUCUUCACCGCUUGAAUUAGCAUGGAAAUAGUUUAUUUUCUCCUCUCUCCUCCUCCCCUCCCCUCAAUCUGAAUGAUGGGUUUUGAUUAAUCAUCACAGCUGGGAUUUCAACAGCAAUCACUGUUUUGAAUUUUUUUUUUUUACAUUCAAUGCUCUUUAAGAACUUUUUGUUACUUACCGAAGCGUUGUAUGUGUGCCAAGUACCUAUCCAAGAGGCCGGAAUUGUGGGCAUAUUCUGUAGAGAUGUCAAUGAAGUUCUGACGUGCAAAGAUUUGUGGACUGAAAUGAAGAAAAGAGAAAUAAAAAUGUGCGUUUCUCUGUUAAAAACAUGA